AUGGAGCAAAUAAACAAUAUAUCACAAGUGACAGCAUUUGAUUCAAACAGUUUAUCAACUAUCGUUUAUUUUGAAGAUCUUUCUAAUGAAGUUAUCUAUGAAAUUUUUGAAUAUCUGAAUUUUUUUCAUAUUUAUGAAAUUUUCUUCAAUCUUAAUACACGUUUUCGAAAUCUUCUUAUCAGUUCAACUCUUCCUAUUAAAAUCAAUCUUUCAUCUUUAUCAAAAUCAAAUUUUGAAUAUUAUUAUAGAAAUAUGAUUAUUCCUUAUCAACAUCAAAUUCAAUCACUUUAUUUAUCAAAUUUAUUUAUUGUCGAUUUAUUCCUUUCCUCGUUUUCUCUAAUAUCAAAAUUAAUUCAACUUCAAAUACUUAUUAUUGAUAAAAUUCAAUCAAAAUAUCUUGAUAAUUUUCUUAAUGAUUUAUUCUUCCUACCUCAUCUAUCUUCAUUAGUACUUAUUUUUCAAAUUUUAUAUAUUUUGACACAUGGAGAUAUAGCUUAUUUAGUGGCGAAUCGAUGGCAAUUCCUUAUAUUAUCACAUAUGCCAUAUUUACGAAUCUUUGAUAUUCAGCAUCGUGUUAUUAUAAACGCAACAGAUAGAGAGAUUUAUCCUGAUCUAUUUGAUCAAUUUGAAUCUUUAUUUUGUUUUGAACGACAUUGGUUUUUUGCGUAUCAUAUUCAUGAAACUGGAGUAACUGCAGAUGUAUUUUUUUAUUCAACAGAUCCAUACAGGAGAAGACAUUUCAUACUAGCUAUAGAACCAACCAAAAGAAGUGCUCCACAUACUAAACAAAGAUAUAUGAAUUCAGUUCAUCAUCUUGAAUUUCAACAUAAAAAUAGAAUAAUUAAUUGGACAAAUUAUUUUUCAAAUGUUACUCAACUGACUUUCAAAUGUAAUCCUUUGCAAGAAAAUGAAUAUGUUCUUCCAAUUAUUUUUAAUCGUAUUUUUCCUUUGAAACAAAUUACUAAACUCGAGAUCAUUUGGUUUAAUCUUGAUUUGAAAGAUGUUAUAGAAUUAUUAACUUUCAUGCCUAAUAUUCAUAUGUUAAGAUUUAAUCUACCAAUACUUGAAAAAAUAGAUUUAAACUUAAUUCAACAAAGUGAAAGUUUUCAAAUGGUGUCGACUACAAAUAAAAUUAAAGAUGUGAGUAUUGGAUUUCAAUGUACAUUUGAACUGAUAGAAUUACUAGUGAAAAAUCAAUCGAAUUCAACUUAA
Messenger RNA from Rotaria sordida, 1212 nucleotides. Lineage: Eukaryota; Metazoa; Rotifera; Eurotatoria; Philodinida; Philodinidae. The record is from the annotation of a GenBank genome assembly.